Molecule: messenger RNA, 3461 nt
Organism: Castor canadensis (American beaver)
Lineage: Eukaryota; Metazoa; Chordata; Mammalia; Rodentia; Castoridae
Source: RefSeq, a predicted model, not a curated record
AUUGUGGUUCAAGUCCUGAACUUGAGCAAAAGUGUGAGACCCUAUCUGAAAAAUUAAAAGCAAAAGGACUGGGGGCGGGAGGAGGCAUGGUCAAAUGGAGAGUGCUUGUCUAGCAAGUGCAAGGCCCUCAGUUCAAUCCCUAGUACUGGAAAAAAAAAAAUCUGAGUGCUCCAAACUUUGGGUUCAGAAUCACUAAGCUGUGUGCUCUUUAGGAGCUCUGACCAGUAGCUCUCUUUCAAUGUUUGUGUUGCUCACUUAACAACAACUUAGGACUUUUCUGGGCUAAACAGAUGCCUAUCUUCUUCCCUUUCCUUUUCACAAUGGGUAGUUUACAUUAAUCUAAAUUAAUCUCCUCUCAGUGAUGGAAGUGGGCAUUGGGCUUCAUUGACAGUCUUAUGUAUCCACAUAACUCUCUUUCCAGACUCAUAGAUGGUUGGAUGGUUGACUAGUCAAUGUUAAGGAAACAUUCUGCUUAAGGUGGGCUGAGGUACCAGAUACCAAAGGAUCUGGAGUGGAGCAAGGCCAUCAUUUUUUUUCCAUCCUGGGGAUUGAACCCAGGGCCUUGCACAUGAUAGGCAAGUACUCUACUAUCAGCUACAACCCCAGCACUUUGUUGUUGCUGCUGUUUGAGAUGCUGUCUCACUGUUUCUCAGGCUGGUCUUGAGUUCCUGGGCUCACUGCCUCAGCCAUCUGAGUAGCUGUGUACAUGCAAGCUCACCUGGCUAAGGCAGUCUCUCUUAAGCAGUUUGGUAAAACACUCUCACAGAAAGAUCUACAGUUCUAGUGUAUUUUGGGGACCUUUAAAGAUAGAGGGAACUCUUAGGCAAGACAUAGAAGACGUUAGUGGUCUUUGAGAAUAAGAUGUUUCCUAGCACAGGGUGCUGGCUGGAACCCUGCUUAUCCUCCCUUGGGGCUCCUCCCUGCACCAUCAGUGAGGAGGCCGCAGGUAAGAAGUCACCACCUGAGCACUGUGUGUUUCUCUUUCCUACAGACUGGUUCAGGCAGGCACUGAUGAAGAAGCCAAAGAAGAUGCCUGUUUCCCCAGAAAGCCACCCCAAUGACAAUUCACAGUCAGCCUCACAGCUGGCCUUACAGGACAGCCCCCCAACCCCGAGCCUCAGUCCAGUCAUGUCUUCCACCCUGUCACCAACACAUGUGGACACCAGCAGUAGUGGCCGCUGGAGCAAAGACUACGACGUCUGCAUAUGCCACAGUGAGGAGGACCUGGUGGCUGCCCAGGAGCUGGUCUCUUACCUGGAGGGCAGCACUGCCAGUCUGCGCUGCUUUCUGCAGCUUCGGGAUGCAACCCCAGGUGGUGCCAUUGUGUCAGAACUGUGCCACGCACUAAGCAGUAGUCAUUGCCGUGUGCUGCUCAUCACCCCAGGCUUCCUUCGUGACCCAUGGUGCAAGUACCAGAUGCUGCAGGCCCUGACUGAGGCCCCUGGGGCAGAGGGCCGCACAAUCCCUUUGCUGUCAGGCCUGACCAGAGCCUCCUACCCACCUGAGCUGAGAUUCAUGUACUAUGUGGAUGGCAGAGGCCCAGAUGGUGGCUUUUGCCAAGUCAAGGAAGCUGUCAUUCGCUAUCUGCAGACACUUAGUUGACACGUCAUCAUGGGAUCCAGAGAGUUGCUGUAGAGCUGGAAAUAGAUCAUUUUGGGCCUCGGAUUCCAGCAGAUACAGCAGGAGGUGUCAGGAGCCAGAGUCAGCUGUACUUUGUACAUGACCCUGGGAUCAGAUUGCCUAUCAGGCUUCCAUUACUGUGGGCUCCCCAUGAAGGCCAUGGGGAAGUUGGGGACUCCCCAAGAAGCCCAGGAGGAAGCUGGGGGUCUCCCCCAGGAAGGCCAUGAAAACGCUGGGACCUCCCCAGGAAGGCCAUGAGGAAGCCAGCAGUUGGAGGUGGCAGGAGGGAGAGUGAGCAGUAUUUUGCCUGCUGCCUAAUCAGACAGCUGGCACACAUGUCUUCUUCCCCCCAGAAUCAGGCAGCACUGUAGAUCGGCAUUCCUCCUCAAGAGGAUGAGCCUGACCUAUGAGCUGGAAGUUGAGGCCACAGGUUUCAGCAUAGAUGCUCUUCUCAGUUGCCUGAGCAAGUCUCAGAACAGGCAUUAGGAGUAAACCACAAGUAUUGAGUCCUUCACACUCAUUCUGAGAUAUGGACUCAUUUCAGAAAGCUGGCUAAAAGGUGCUCUUGGCACCAUACUAUAUUUUAUUUAUUACAUGAAUGUCAUUAAAGAUACAAACCCAGGACUACAGGUGUGGUUCAGUGUAAGGGUAAGGUUCAGCACCACCAAAAAGAGAUUCAACCUAAAAAUAUUCUUAAUAUAUAGAAAAGGGGAGGGACAAGUGAGAAGAAGAGAAGCCAAAGCUCAGAGCCCAGCUGCUUCACCUGGAUCAAAAGCCCACUAAUCCUGUGACAACUGGAGGUCUUACCACAGGUCUGGUAAGCCCAGGCUUUCCUAGUAGCUGUCUUUACUUUUGGACUGAGGAAUCAGAUCAUGUUCUUUGUAGGACAGGCAAGGUUUAUUUAUUCUCAAUAAGAACAGAAACUUGUGUUGAACUGAAAUGAAUGUCAUUGUUUCCCCCACUGUGUACUUUUGUGCCUGUUCUCUAACUUCCUCCUGUCAUGUCUCCUUUUAUUGAAAAUACUUAGUUUUUAAAUUACAAGCUAUUUUCUUACAUACAAAAUGACAGAAAUACUACAGGUAUACUCAUGUACGUACCACUCAGCUUAAGAAGCAAAACCUCAUCCCAAGGUGCUUCCUUUGAGUCCUUAAUUCCAGAUUCCUCACCAGAAAUAACUACUAUUCUGAAUUUUAAACUCAUUCUUAGCUUUUUUUCUAUGGAAGUUACUACAUAUAUAUGAAUCCCUGCCAACAUGUUAUUUAAUUUUACAUGGCUUUAUAUUAUAUAUAAGUGGCGUUGUUUGUAUUCCUUUCUUUGUUCACCAUGUUUGUGAGAUUUAUCAAUGUUGAUGUGAUGUGUGUCACUUUAGUUAAUUCCCUAUUUUUCUAUAAAUAGAUAUUUGGCUGUUUCCAGUUUUUUGCUACUAAAAACAAGUCUACGAACUUUUUUUGUACAUGUUUACAUGAGCAAGAUUUUCUAGGAUUUAACCUAGAUGGGGAACAGUUUUACUAGAAGAUGCAGUCUCUGUCAACUUAGUUGAGCCAAUUUGUGUUCCUACCAUUUGUGUAUGAGUGUCUGUUUUUUCAUGUUCUUGCCAAGACUUAAAUUACCAGGUUUGCUGUUUGCUAAUCUGGUGGGUGAAACUGUUAUGUAAUUAUCAAUUUUUCCCCUUAUCUUUUUAAAUGAAAAACUAUGCAUGUAUAUAUAUAUAUAUAUAAUUCUAAAAGAAAAAAUUUGACUCAGGUUCAACAGUUCCAACUCUUCCCCUCCCCCCUUUUUUUUUGGUGGGACUAGGGUUUGAACUCUGAGCGUUGUGCUUGCAAAGUAGGUGCUCCACUACU